This is a messenger RNA of Cyprinus carpio (common carp), 1103 nucleotides long. RefSeq names its product ADP-ribosylation factor-like protein 3. Gene Ontology annotation, biological process: cilium assembly. Lineage: Eukaryota; Metazoa; Chordata; Actinopteri; Cypriniformes; Cyprinidae. The coding region runs from base 255 to 893 and encodes 212 amino acids. Gene Ontology annotation, cellular component: microtubule cytoskeleton; cytoplasm. The transcript is spliced from 6 exons. Gene Ontology annotation, molecular function: GTPase activity; GTP binding. The record is from RefSeq and is a predicted model, not a curated record.
AACGGCAAAUCAUAUAAAUUAUGAAUUGUUAAAUGUUCUACUGAACAUCUUAAUUAAAAACUACAAAACGUAUAAAAAAAACUAAUACAUAUCCUUUUUUUUUGGAAAGAAUACGUUUUUAUUCAACGCGGACAUUUUGCAUAGUUUAAGUUAUUUUAAUUGUAACGCGGCAUUGAGGCUUUAUUAUUCCCCUGACGUCAACCGGAUGACAUCAAAAGCGCGUUCUGGGAGACAGCGUGAGCGCGCACUGAGGAAUGGGCCUGCUGUCAGUCUUAAGGAGACUGAAGAACUCUCCUGAGCAGGAGGUUCGAAUCCUCCUGUUGGGUUUGGACAAUGCAGGCAAGACCACCAUACUGAAGCAGCUGGCAUCAGAGGACAUCAGCCACAUUACGCCUACACAGGGCUUCAACAUAAAGAGUGUCCAGUCUCAAGGGUUCAAACUAAAUGUUUGGGAUAUCGGUGGACAGCGGAAGAUCAGACCUUACUGGAGGAACUACUUUGAGAACACCGAUCUCCUGAUUUAUGUGAUUGACAGCUCAGACAGAAAACGCUUUGAUGAAACGGCACAGGAGUUGGCAGAGUUGCUCGAUGAGGAGAAACUGAACAUGGUGCCCCUGUUAAUAUUUGCCAACAAGCAGGACAUGACGAUGGCAGCGACGGCAGCAGAGAUCGCAGAGAGCCUGAACCUGCACACCAUACGAGACCGGAUAUGGCAGAUCCAGCCCUGCUCUGCUCUCACUGCAGAGGGAGUCCAGACAUGCUCUCUGUCUGCUGUAGGAAGGGAUGGUCUGGCUCUGCAGGAACAUUCCCACCAGGAGGAAAUGACUGACCAGAGUUUGAAUUUAAUCUUGAGUCAGUGCUGCUGCUGCAAGACCCUGUAUUCUGUGUUGUAAUGUAUUUAUCAGCAGGGACACGUUCUCCUGUUCGUAAAAUGGCCAAUGACAAGCACCAGCUGGGUUUUUUAUUGAUGGGAUGCUCAAGUAUAGUAUUUAUUUGUAGAGAAGCUUUUAUAGGCCAGGUUUUCACACUAAUGAUCUCAUCCGGUCACUGAUGAUGACAAUUUACUGGUGUUAUUGGUAAUAAACAAGUUUCAUUUAGAACUA